GGGGCAGCGAGCGCGGGUGCGGGGGCCGCCGGGGCCGCGGGGAGACUCUCGGGCUGCGCGUCGGGACCGUCCGUCUCUCGCCCACUCGUCGCCAUGCAUCGCGAUUCGUGCCCCCUGGACUGCAAGGUGUACGUGGGCAACCUCGGGAACAAUGGGAACAAGACGGAGCUGGAGCGCGCCUUCGGCUACUACGGGCCGCUGCGCAGCGUGUGGGUGGCCCGGAACCCGCCCGGCUUCGCCUUCGUGGAGUUCGAGGACCCCCGGGAUGCGGCGGAUGCGGUGCGAGAGCUGGACGGGAGAACUCUGUGUGGCUGUCGCGUAAGAGUGGAACUCUCCAACGGUGAGAAGAGAAGUCGGAACCGAGGCCCACCUCCCUCUUGGGGCCGCCGCCCUCGCGAUGAUUACCGGAGAAGGAGUCCUCCGCCGCGCCGCAGAUCUCCAAGACGGAGAAGCUUCUCCCGCAGCAGGAGCAGGUCCCUUUCUAGAGACAGAAGGAGAGAGAGAUCACUGUCUCGGGAGAGAAAUCACAAGCCGUCUCGAUCCUUCUCUAGGUCUCGGAGCCGAUCUAGGUCAAAUGAGAGAAAAUAGAAGACCAGUUCACAAGAAGAGUGGUGUACAGGAAAUAACUUCAUUUGACAGGAGUAUGUACAGAAAAUUCAAGUUUUGUUUGAGACUUCAUAAGCUUGGUGCAUUUUUAAGAUGUUUUAGCUGGUCACAUAUAUUUGUCUCUUGGAACAGUGACACAAAGAUGUAAUUCUCUGUGGCUCGAAGUGGGUCAUAGAGGCAUACGCUAUCAAGAAUUGUUACUUUACAAUGUUCCCUUAAGCAAAAUUGAAUUUGCCUUGAACUCGAAUUGAUAGUCUUGUAUAGACUGACAAUAAAUCUAAAUUCUGCCCAGGUAAAGUACAUGAGGAAAAUAACUUAAAAUUGAACCCUGACUUUCAACUACAGCUGGGGAAUAGCCUGUAGCUGUAGUUGGUUAAAGAAUGGUCUGUUCAAGCUGCACCAUUAUAAACUACGAGGGCUUUUUUUUUAAAUUCCCAUUCCAACUAGUCCACACUGGGUGGAUGAUUAGUGUGGAAUCUAAAAUUUUAGUUUGCUUUAGGUUCUAAGUUGCUUGUUCUGCUAUAUUUGAAUAUAUAGGUCUUUAUUAACUGUCUUAAUUGGAAAUUUGAGACUAUUCAAGACACCAGCCUCCUGCCAGUUUAAGGGUACAUUGUAGAGCUAAACUUUGAAGUUACUGUGCAAGAUUUUUUUUCAUGCUGUCAUUUGUAAUAUGUAUUGUGAGAAUCCUUGGGAUUAAAGUUUUGGUUACAAAUUGUUGUUUAACUUGAAAGCCUGUUUUUCCUUGCAAAUCUCAAAUCUGUGAGCUUGGUUCUAAGUCCAGGUAUAACAUUCCUAUCGGAAGCCAUACUUAUAUUUUCUUGUAAAGUGCUUUGAAUUAAUAAAAUAAUAGCAUAAUUGUGUAAUAGUUGAACCCACUAUUACCAUAGUAUUUGUCCACCAUGGAAAACAGUUGGUUACACAGAUCUUGUAAGAAACAUGACUUUGAAGCGAAGGGAAGCUUUGGUUGACACUUCCGUUUGCCAGUUUUCAGGUAGAAGAAGCCAAUUCAAAGUCAGUGAUACUUAGUGGCCAACAUUUUUAAGUUCUAGUGGUACAUUGUAACCCAAAGUUGGUCAUUAACAAAGGCUUUUGUCAUUAGCAUGAGAACUUUACACAAAGCUUUAAAUUGCUUCCACUUCGUACAAUUUGAGGUGUUGCAUGAAAAUUCUAAAUUGAUCCAUCAUGAUGUAAAAAAAAUUCGUUAUGGUUUAAGUGUAACAGUACAGAAUUGAAUAUGGAGGCAUGUAUAACCUUCCUCUUUGAAAUCCAGAGGAGUUGUAAUUUCUAAUUUUGUUCUAUUAGAUUAAAUCAUAAUGCAACAGUC
Molecule: messenger RNA, 1930 nt
Organism: Sorex fumeus (smoky shrew)
Lineage: Eukaryota; Metazoa; Chordata; Mammalia; Eulipotyphla; Soricidae
Gene: SRSF3
Product: serine and arginine rich splicing factor 3
Exons: 6
Coding region: 94-588 (164 amino acids)
Biological process (GO): mRNA splicing, via spliceosome
Cellular component (GO): nuclear speck
Molecular function (GO): RNA binding
Source: RefSeq, a predicted model, not a curated record